AUGAAACUAAUCGAUACUACUAUCGACUCUAAGCCAUUGCGCGUGCGCCUUGUUGCAUAUUUUGUAAUUUUUUAUUUUCAUACCGUCCAUCGCCUGUGUCCUGUGAUCCUGUGUGCCGUUCUGUAUAUGUUACGAUUGGAAUUCCCUGAGCCCUGUAAAAUGCGUCUGGUGCCCUCUUCAGAUAUGACGUCGUUGGUCCCCGUGCGUUGA
Macrosiphum euphorbiae (potato aphid) is the source of this 210-nucleotide messenger RNA. The record is from the annotation of a GenBank genome assembly. NCBI's taxonomy places the organism in Eukaryota, Metazoa, Arthropoda, Insecta, Hemiptera, Aphididae.